Molecule: messenger RNA, 2672 nt
Organism: Hevea brasiliensis (rubber tree)
Lineage: Eukaryota; Viridiplantae; Streptophyta; Magnoliopsida; Malpighiales; Euphorbiaceae
Exons: 4
Coding region: 309-2501 (730 amino acids)
Source: RefSeq, a predicted model, not a curated record
GAGAGAGAGAGAGAGAAUAACAUAAUCUAUAUGUCAACCCACGAACACCCUUUUGUUGCACUUAAUUCCUCAAAUCAAAUGUGGCUGAUUUCUGCUUCAUGGAUCCUUUUUUCGGCUUCUUUUUUCAGCUUUCUUCCUCAAAAACACAAUCCCUAUCUCUUUAAUAUGUAAGACUAACUCCUGCUGCAACUGUUUUUACUUCCUCUUGUUAUCACUCCGAUUUUUUCUCAUUUCUAUAACCUUUCUUUUUCUUGACUCUCUUCUCCAUUGAAAAGCUAAAGAAAAAGAGAAGAUUUUUACUACUAGAGAUGGGAAAGGAAUGGUAUUGGGUUGCUGGAAAAUCCUCCAAGAUAGGAGGAGUUGGAGGAGGAGGAAGACUAGAUAAAGACAGGGCAACCAAUUUUUCUGGUUGCAUGUGUUCUGUCUUUCAGUUAUUUGAUUUCCAUCAAUUCCAGUUUCCUUCGCACCAGCAGCAGCCUUCAUUAAAGCCCGAAUCUUUCCUUUCUCAGCCAGAGCCUGAGCCUGAGCCUGAGCUCCCAAUCUCCAAAGGUGCCGAAGCACCAAGGAAUAGCUUGGAAUCAGACGAACCUUCAUCGCCAACGAUUGAAGCAGAAGAUAAAAGUUUAAAUAUCCCAAUGGGUAUUCAAAUUAAAACAAAUGUAGAUGGAAAUUCAAGUGUACAAGGAGCUCCAAAAGAUUCUUCUUCUUCAGAAAUCAGCUCUUCCCCAAGUACCAAGACCCCAAAUUUGGUUGCUAGACUCAUGGGUCUUGAUCUUCUUCCUGAUCAAAGCUACUCUCCAACAUUUUCUUCAUCAACUCUUGGGACACCAAAUCCUCGAGGGAAGUAUCAUUUACACCACCAUUUUCGACAUCGACAGUUUCUACAAAGCAAACCAAGUAGCCACAGAAGUGGUUUGGACAGUGAUUUUUCCGGUGCUCUUUCUUUGCCGGAGACUCCGAGAAUAUCAUCAGCUAGAAGAUCAGAUGUGGAACACCGUUUAUCGCUUCAAAUCAACAAAGAAAACCUGAGCCCUAACGAAGAACUGGUUCUCUCUCGUAUCUCAUCGUUGAAACGAAAAGAACUUAAAACUGAAGACGAGAAUAGAAGUCCAGGCCACUAUGCCAGACAAAUUGUGAAGCAGGUCAAAGAAAGCGUUAGCAGGAAAGUUGGGUUGGAAAUUACAAACACUGUAAAAAACAGAGAGCGAGCAAGCGGAGAUGAGCUUGUUAUCCAAUUGAAGUCCAAGAAAAUGAGCAAGGUUCUAACCAAAGUCAAUGAUGGUUCAAGUCCAGGCCAGCACUCAACAGCUUCUUGCUCACCAAGACUCAAAUUCUUGGAACCGAGGAACAGGCCAAUCUUUGGUGUACCGUCCGCCAAGGAAUACAGUAUUUCUCAAUCUCUAAAACCAUCAAUUUCAGCACAUUCACUGGUCAAUACCAAAGCUCCAACAAAGCCUAAGUUGCGGCCGAUGCAACAGCAAAAGUACCAUCACCACCAUCGACGGAGACCUAUCAAGAAGUGUAAGAAAGUUGCUGAGGAGAGGUUUGGUCCACCACUUAGUCUCACGAAACCUCCGCAAAGUUCGGAUGCUAUACGAAAAAAGCGGGAAGAAUCAUUUGUGCGUCCAGCAGUAGCAACCGUAGAAAACAUUCCUGACGAGAAUUGCAAGAAAACCCCGUUAUCAAAUGACCUGCUCAACGCUACCUUCCCUACCCUCCUUCCAGUCAGGAAUGAUCCUACUCUUCCAGCCACAAAGAUUCCUCAAAAACCGGCACCAAAUGCUCAAGAAUCGAAACGUAUCUCCCCCUUAUCUAGUUGUUCGAGCCAUUCGUACAAACAACAAGAAGCGCCCAAUGCCCGAGGAAGCAACGAAAAGUGCAACAACGGGGACAGGUCUAACGGCGCAGCUGCCACCACCAAAGAUAGAGCAGCAGCAGAAUACGAGUACAUCACUAGAAUACUAAGACGUACUGGCAUAGAUAAGGAUACCCCAGUGUCGUUUACUAGGUGGUUCUCUCCAUCCCAUCCUUUAGAACCUUCAAUUUUUUACUAUCUUGAUCUUGAUUACUUCACCGCUACUUCCCCUGCCUCCACCAGCAGUGAAAGGUACGCAUAUGGUCAACUCAGCCAUAGGUGUAAUAGAAAGUUACUGUUUGACCUUGUGGAUGAAAUAUUGGCGGAGAUUUUAAAGCCUUACAAGAACUUGAAGCCUUGGGCUACCUCAUCAUCAGGCAGUAGAGGUGGUAGAGAAGACGCGCAGGGCUCACAUUUAAUUGAUAUGUUAUAUUCUAAAGUUAGAAGCUUCCCCUGCGCUGAUUGUCGCGUUCUUGAAGACAUUGAUGCAUUAGUAGACAAAGACAUGCCACUGUUGAAGCUGCAGACCGAGGUGGCCUUUGGUGACGAAGGAGAAGGGAUUGUCACGGAGAUAGAGAAGUAUAUAUUGGACUCGAUAAUACAUGAAACGGCUGCGUUUUUUUGUGAUGAUGAGCUGAGGGAGUAGUAGUAUUAAAACGACAUGGCGUUUUCUAGACUGAGACAGUUUAAAAGACACGGGAAACUCGCGUGAAGAGAUGCUAUUCGUUGGAGUAGCUAAUAAUAUCUCCUUUGUAAAGAGGGUUUGAGUCCCACUUCUGAAUAUUAUACAGUAAUUUAAUUCUUUUUAAUCUUUAAA